Messenger RNA from Prorocentrum cordatum, 1569 nucleotides. The record is from the annotation of a GenBank genome assembly. NCBI's taxonomy places the organism in Eukaryota, Dinophyceae, Prorocentrales, Prorocentraceae.
AUGGCUGGUCUGGGCUCAAGCUGUUUUUGGCCGAGGCCCCCUCCCCUCGAUCGCAGGACCUGCCCGCCGUGCCUCUCAGCCUGGACGGCGCCACCCGCGCGCCAGGCCGGCUCCAUGCGCGCCGCCGCGCGAGCUGGCUCGCGCGGCAGCGUGCAUCGAGCUGGCUUCGUAUGCCCCGGUUGGCCUCGUCCAGGGCGCGGGGAUGCCGCUCGCCCGCCGCCCCCCGCUGCUCGCCGCAGGGCCCCUGCUGCUCGCGGGCGCCUCCGGCGCCGAGGUCGUCCUGCUGCAGUCGGGGGCCGUGGGCCGCGUGGGCGCAGCGGCGGCGGCCUCGCAGCGGGCCGGUGCGGCCGGCGCCGGCGCCGCCGCUCCGGCGCCGCCGUUCCCGAUCGCGAUCCGGAGAACGCGCUGCCCUCCAGCACAGCGGCCAACCCAUGCGUGGAGCGUGGGGGGAACUCGCUGACGAUCUCCACGCCGUCCGGCGAGCAGGUGCUGAUCCCGCCCGGGGCCAGCGCGACCCUCGUCGACGACUGGGCGAGCUCGGGCGGCGUGGGCGUUCAGAUCAACAACUGGUACUGGUCCUUCUCCAGGCCAGCCGUGAGCGCCGUGGUCUCCAGCCCGGGCCCAAAGAACCCCGACAACGCGGGCGUGACCGUCCGGCUCGGCGCAGACUGCGUGGCGGAGGCGCUCGAGGCCCCCCCGCAGUGCUGCGGAGUCAGGACGGACUUCGUGUCCAACGUCACGGUGGGCUGGAACGCGGAGCGCAGGUGCGAGGUGACCGUUGCGGCGAACGAGUGGACGAACGCAGUGACACCUGGCUGUUGCAGCUACGGCGCAGCGGGGUCCGGCUCGGCCUGCUCCGAGGUGCCGACUUUGAGCGCCGGGCUGAGGACGGCCACUGGGCAGGUCUCCUGGCCUCCACGCUGGCUCGCUGUCGCGCCAGGCUGGCCGGGUGCCACGCCGGUCCCAUCCUGGGGGGCCGCGCCACCCCCUUCGCAGGCGACGCACACGCCAGCGCCCGCGCCAGUCCCGACUGCGCCCUGCCACACGGCCGCGCCAGGGGAGGAGUGCCACGUGCUACGCCAUGUGGCGUGGGCGAAGCAGGAUGGGAUCCGUGACCAUCCCGAGUGGUAUCCCAACUUAUCUCUCGAGUCGUCGUUCGAGGAUUUCCAGAACCUUCUGUGGCUCAACGGGCUCCACGAGUGUCAGAGGCCGUGCGCUUCUUGCCACACGGCCGCGCCAGGGGAGGAGUGCUACGGCCAUGUGGCGUGGGCGAAGCAGGAGGGGAUCCGUGACGACCCCGAGUGGUAUCCCAACUUAUCUCUCGAGUCGUCGUUCGAGGAUUUCCAGAACCUUCUGUGGCUCAACGGGCUCCACGAGUGUCAGAGGCCGUGCGCUUCUUGCCACACGGCCGCGCCUGGGGAGGAGUGCUACGGCCAUGUCGCGUGGGCGAAGCAGGAUGGGAUCCGUGACGACCCCGAGUGGUAUCCCAACUUAUCUCCCGAGUCGUCGUUCGAGGAUUUCCAAGAACAUCUGUGGACCAAUGGGCUCCACGAGUGUCCGAGGCCCUGC